Molecule: messenger RNA, 1068 nt
Organism: Stegastes partitus (bicolor damselfish)
Lineage: Eukaryota; Metazoa; Chordata; Actinopteri; Pomacentridae
Exons: 4
Coding region: 35-997 (320 amino acids)
Molecular function (GO): DNA-binding transcription factor activity
Source: RefSeq, a predicted model, not a curated record
AGCUGUGUGUGACUGUAAACACAUCAAACCAAACAUGACACAGUUCGAUAACUCCGUCGACCUGGAGUCUUUUAUUAAAGGAGUGGAGGAGGAGUCGCAGACUAAAUUUAUCACGUUUUCUGUGGACCGCAACUACAACGACAAAGAUUGGCAACCUUUACCUGCAAACCGGGUCUACUGGCAGUGGGCUGGUGGUUCUGGGAUGCCAGCCAUUGAAUUCACCGGGAUCCCAUUUAUGUUUAUGGGGUUUAAAAGACUCGUCUGCCAUCGAGGCAAAGACCUCGCCGUGGCCCAGAAGCAGAAGUAUGCUGAAGAAAAGGCUAAAAAGAUGAUGUUGGAGCAGAGUUUUGGCAGCCAGAGAUUUCUUCGGCAAGCCACAAAAAAGGUGGGAUGUCCAGCAGCCAUAUCAAUCAGCAAGAUUGCAACAUUCCCUAAAUUCAAGGUGGAUGACAAUAAGGAGAGGAGUAGGAAGACGGCCUCCAAGAUGCUGAGAACAGCUUUGGAGAGAGAUCCAAUCGUAUGGAAAACAUGCUACGCUGUCACACAGCCAAGUGCGCAUUCUGGACAUUCAGUGGGAGAAAUGGCAAUAAAAGAAUCGUCACACAAUAGAAGACUCAAAAGGAAGAACCCACAGACCACAGACUGUGAUUUUCCUCCACGCAAACAUGCAAGAAAAACAGACCUGAGGAACAAAUGUGUCCACCUCACCAAACUAAUCCUGGAGAAAAUUUCUGUCACUGAGGACCGACACACCCUCGAGGAGCUUUCAGAAAAAUUAAGCACCUUGUUGAAAGACCUCACGCCUCCGACCAGCAGUGAGGACGAGAUGCCGCUUCAUCUGGAAGCACAGAGGGUCAGAGUUUCAUCAGUCAUUCAGUCACAGAGGUGCAUCGGAAGCCCUAAAUCCAGGUACGCAGGCAGAGUGGGUGCUCAUGCAGAAAGCAUGUGGGAGGCCCACACAGUGCCUGGACCUAUUUAUACAGUUCAGUUCCUGUAAUUCAAAGCACUGUGACAUCAAAUCAAGUUUAUUGUCAUUUUGCUGUACAUACACAGUAGUACAGACAAGAU